AUGGCAAAUAAGCAAUACCAUGAAGAUAAUAAUUGGUGGGAAAUGAUUGAGCUUUUACCAGGAUAUUUAUUACCAUAUUGUAGUAUCUUAAACAAACUUCAAUUUGAUAAAGCACGUUCAUUUGAAUUGGAGCCGAUUUCAGAUCCAAAUUUAGGAUAUUUUAAUCCUGAACUUAAUAAUUUAUCAUACUUCUUUGGGACGUAUGAUAAAGUGUUGGCAAUGUGUCAACUUCGUGCAUUUAUUAAUUUUUUACUAAGAGAAAACACAAAUUCUGGAUCCGAAUGUUGUGAAGAUCCCGAAGUUGAAGAUUUUGAAAUUCCUGAAGAUAUUGAAAAUGAUGAAGAUAAUAAUAUUAUUAAUAUAGAGCAUUGGGAGUGA
Rhizophagus irregularis DAOM 181602=DAOM 197198 is the source of this 378-nucleotide messenger RNA. RefSeq lists its product as uncharacterized. Lineage: Eukaryota; Fungi; Glomeromycota; Glomeromycetes; Glomerales; Glomeraceae. The record is from RefSeq and is a predicted model, not a curated record.